This is a messenger RNA of Cladocopium goreaui, 2534 nucleotides long. The record is from the annotation of a GenBank genome assembly. NCBI's taxonomy places the organism in Eukaryota, Dinophyceae, Suessiales, Symbiodiniaceae.
AGGAGGAGGAUGCUCCAAAUGACAAAUCUGCUCGGAUCAAGGAGAUGCCUGCCUUUCUGACCGAGGACACCACGAUGAAUGUCAUACCCUCCAGCACCGGCAACAUGUUGACCACGCUGACAGACGGCGGUUUGCAGUACCUCAUGGCAGGAGCCAGAUCAAACAUAGGUCUCAAAUCAGGGCGCUAUGCUUUCGAGGUGAAGAUCCUGGAGAGAAGCGCCCCACAUGAAGACCCCGCCGCGCGAAAUCGGAUCAUGGGUUCAAGGAGCCAAUUGCGUAUUGGCGUUGCCACAACGACGUCCUCACUCUUUCUUGGAGAGACAGAGGACUCGCUGUGUUUCGACUCGGACGGCAAUUUCUUCCGAGGCAGAAGGAAAAGCACCGGGGGGCCAAAGUUCACAACCGGCGACGUGGUGACUCUGGUGGUCAACAUGGACACAACAGGCACAAACGCAAAGACGGUGAGCCUCUUCAAAGACGGGCAACGUUGUUCGCCGCCGCAGCCACUUCCAGAGUCUUUGGCCAACCAGGCAUUAUAUCCGGCUCUGAGUUUUCGGAACAUCUGUGUGUUUUACAACUUCGGCCCUGUGCCUUUGGUGCUGCUACCUUUCACUUGCCGUCUGGUCAAGGAUGCAUCCCAGAAAGAUGUCACCAUCAAGGUUGAAAAACCUGAUGAGCAACAUGAGGUCCUCUUCCCAGUGAGCCUUCCAGACGAGGGCGGCUUUGAUUGGCUUGAUCAGUUCUUGGAAUCGCAUCCGUCGUUCAGUGAACUGAGCGACAGAGCCUUGCUGCGCUGGUGCGAGAAGAGUGGCAUCCAUCGGCCCAAGGGCUAUCAAGCUGCUGCUAGAAGCUCCAAUGACAAGCCAGAAAUGGGCUUCGGUAUUGCUGCGCUGGACGACCUGAGCGUGAGACGUAUGCUUCAAGCCGUGGCUGGACUACAGAAGCGAAAUUUGGUCGUCAUGGAGAUGAAAUCCAACUUGCUGAAGUCGGAGCGAAAGGAGCUCACGACACGCUGGGCAGCGUGCGGCUGCAAACGCGUAGCAGCUGUCGUAGUAGGUGAACCGCCUGCCUCCUUCAGGGCUUUCAGCCAGGAGAUGAUGCUUCGGAUCAAGCAGGAGGCACUGACGGCAGAGUUCAAGGCUAAAGUUCAGGAGGAGAGAAAGAAAACUGCCGAAAAACAGCAGCCUCUAGACCCUGAGAACAAGGCCAAGAAAGUGCAAGAUGCGCUCAAGCGAAAAGCCGAGUUCGAAAGAAGAAAACGAGAGGCCGAAACAAGAGGCGAACCCUUCGACGAGAAGGAGGACGAUGAGGAAGAAGUGAAAGAUGUGGAGUUGGAGGAUGUGCCACAAGCAGAGCUCACAGCUGAAGAGAAGAAACUAGUCUUCCGAAAAGCACCCGUAAACGACUUGACUCCGUAUGUGCUCAAUACGAACUUCCAGAAGUUCUCCCUCCCAGAUGACGAGGAGGAGUUCGACGAGAUCCGCUGGGUGUGGCACGACGAGGACCGCGCGAAGCAACAUCUGAACGAAUGGAUCCAGAUGAAGAAGCUGACCUCGCGGCUUGAAGAUUUGGUGCCCGGAGAGUGGUUUAAUGCCAAGUGGAAAGAAUGGCAAAAAGUGGUGCAGUCUUACCAAGCGAAGCAGAAUGUCUACAAGGCAGAAGCCAAGAAAAAUGCCACAGAGGUUGACAAAGACGUUGGUGAGGAGAAGGAGAGAGUCGAUUUCGAUCACCUGGACGUCUUCGGCGUAGAAGACGUUUCAGACGUGGGCGGUGGAGAGCCAUUGUUCGCCUUUUUCGGCUUUGAAGAUUGGACCCUCAUGAGUGCGCGCUAUGAACUCCAUUUGAUGGCGCACGCCUUCAGCAAGGAUUCUAAUGACCCAGACCGAGUUGCAGUUCCAGUGGAACACCUUCCUUUCUAUUACCAGAAAUAUUACAAGAAGGCCUUGAACCCAAAGGCCUUCGGUGUAGAGAACUGCGAGGAGGUUGUGGAUUUGGUGCGCGACACCGUUCUCAUCACAGGCAAAAGCAAGGUGCUCGAAGCGCAGCUCCCGGAAGACUUGGAAUCCACGAACUUGUUCGUGAUGCUGACGGAGGAAAGCCGUAGAGACCGCAAUCGGCGCAUCGAUAUGGGCGACGACUCUGCCAAGCUGAAGAUCCAAGGGCAUGGAGGACACGGAGGACACGGAGGACAAAAUGCAAGACCAAAUGCUCCAACGUUGUCUCAGCAAGUCAUGGCAGCAUCACGGCGUCCUGGCUACAGCUCCCAGGUGCGGCCCGCUUCACCAUUUGGUGACAAAGGCUACGACAAGGGCUACGACAAGGGCUACGACAAGGGCUACGACAAGGGCUAUGACAAGGGCUACGACAAGGGCUACGGCAAAGGUGGUUAUGGCGGAUGGGAGGGCCGCUACCAAAACUGGCGUUGGUGAACUCUGGUUGUGAUGUGGAUUCCAACGCUCACUCAGCGCCCCCCAUGCGAGAGCUUUGGCGCACAGAAAAGAAACACACAGGCUUCACGCUUGUCUUAUGACAAA